Molecule: messenger RNA, 2040 nt
Organism: Aplysia californica (California sea hare)
Lineage: Eukaryota; Metazoa; Mollusca; Gastropoda; Aplysiida; Aplysiidae
Product: transmembrane protein 161B
Source: RefSeq, a predicted model, not a curated record
GCUGAUUGAAGUUGAAGGAAGGAUAGUGAAACACAGUUAACCAACUGAUAAUGGCAGUGCUCGGUGCACAGGUAGUGUUCAGUCUCGUGACGUUCACCUUUUUGCACAAACUGGCGCCAUAUUACUCCAUCGGGCGCUGGAUGUUAUGUGGGAGACUCCUAAGGUUUCUUCACCCUACAAACGAAGAGCUGAAACAGCUUGACUCUGGAAACCCCACAGGGAAAGCCUCGAGUCAACCAAACAGCAAAGUUCGUCGUAGAGGUGAACACAAAAAAUAUGCUGCCGGUGGCGACAAAUCAGAAACGUUCACAGUACGAAGGAACAUCCCUCUUCAGCUAGAUCAAGCACCGGUUGAGGACAUUGACCUAGUGCCGCUACAGUACUACUCAGAGUACACCUGGCUCAUGGAUUUUUCCCUGUGUGCUCUCAUCAUCUACGUGUUGACAGAAAUCUACUAUGUGGUUUCUCCGCACCGCAUUGAGUUGAACCUCAGCGUAUUGUGGUGUCUGCUGGCCAUUGCCUUUUGCCUGCGUCUUCUCGCAAGCCAGGCAUGGAUUUACAUGAGAACCCAGGAAGGCGGCGAGCGGGUGUUGCUUGUGACCUUCACCUUCUUUUACCUGGUGUUUGCGAUGGGUGUUCUAGUUGUGGGUGAGAAUAUCAUCGAGUUUGGAUUAGAAGAAGCUUAUGAUAACUUCUCAGGAAAUGCAUUGGUUUUCUUGGAAAAGCAAGGAGUAACCUCACAUGGACCCAUGUCUUUUAUGACCUAUAAAGCUGUGCUUGCUUUUCUUGGAAUGGUGAUUGGGGGAUUACUAACAUUUCCAGGCCUAAGAAUGGCUAAACUCCAUUUGGACACACUUAAGUAUACGCAGGGACGGGGGCUUCUCCAGUUGUUGCUCCAGAUCAAUUACAUCCUGCCUUUGGUCGUGGCUUUGCUGUGGGUGAAACCCAUAGGCCGGGAUCUACUCUGUGGCAAACACUUCACCUAUGCACGUGCCGUAAUCUACGAGGAUCAGUUUGAGGGCCUACGUUUUAUCAUCAUUCUGGUCACUUGCGCUCUACGGCUGGUACUGAUGCCAUUAUUUUUACAGUCACAUCUCAAUCUUGCUCAUGAGAAAGUUGAGAAUAUGAAGAAGGAAAGCGGACGUAUCGGCAAUGUAGAACUACAGAAAACAGUUGCCCGCGUCUUCUAUUAUCUAUGUGUCGUGGCGAUUCAGUACAUAGCUCCGGUCAUCCUUGUGCUCUUUCUCACUUUCCUCCUGAAAACCCUUGGUGACUUCUCGUGGGUUUCUCUGUUUGGAGAGACUGCUGUGCAAUUCUUCAGUGUCACUCCAAAGAAGGGAAUGAGCCUCCCCAACCUGGGAGGGGAGAACAGUACUAUGGGUUCUAUUAUUCAGUCUGCCUCUGAAUUUACAAGUACUUUAGGAGAGAUGCGUGGUAUUUUCACACCAGUGUGGUAUAGAGGAAUUUUCAAUUAUUUACUGUGGUGGGUAGUCACAGUCUGGUUUUCUAGCACUUCAUUUGGAGUUAUGUACUAUUCACAGUCGUAGUGAUGGUUUCUUUUCUCUUAAUUGUGUUCCACAGUUGCCUGUCAUAAAUAGCAACCAUCUUAAGUUCCCAUUCAUUCCUUUUCAGUAAAUAUUGUCAUCAUGUUCAUAUCUUUAGAGCUUUCUGAAUACAGUGGAGUCCGCUUAAACGGUACACAAUUAAUCCGAAAACAGCAGUAAGCCAAUAGAAAACAGAAUCCCUAAUUUUGUUCUUUGCUUUAAACUGAAAACACGGCUAAACUAGGAAAUCAGGUGGAACUUCAGAUUUUGGCUGGGACUCCACUGUAUUUUGCUUUGCAACUGUAAAGCUCAUUGUCAAACAUUUGUAUCCCAGAAAGCCUCUAUUCAUUUCUUUCCUGUUUCUUGUAUGUGUGUCUUUUAUAUGAAUCUCUGAGUGUAUAGUUUUUUAAUGGUGCACUGCCCUGCCCUAAGCGAUUGUUAAAAAAUAUAAAAAUGCUUUGGGGGGGGGGUGUCAGUUUGGGUUUGACAAACAAAA